AAAUUAGGUUUUUGUCCGCCACUGAAAUGACGAAAUUACCCUUGGUAUAAAUGAGGGCCCACUGACGGAAAGCCCUUUCGCCCUUAUUUGUGUCCCGCAGAAGAAACAAGUGGACGACGAGAAGAAGAAACUGCUAAAAGAAUCUCCAUAUAUAUACACACACACACGCAUAUGCAUAUGUGUAUACAUAUCCAUAUAUAUAGAGAGAGAGAGGAAUCGAUAAAGAGAGAGAGAGAUCAUAGGAUGAAGAAGAAGUGUGAGCUCUGUGGAGGUGGUGCGAGAAUGUACUGCGAGUCGGACCAGGCGAGUCUGUGUUGGGACUGCGACCAUAAGGUUCAUGGAGCUAACUUCCUCGUCGCCAAGCACACACGGUUCCUCCUCUGCAGCUCCUGCCAGUCCCUGACGCCGUGGAAUGCCACCGGUCCCCGCCUCGGCCCCACCGUCUCGGCCUGCGACUCAUGCUUCUCCCUCCAGAACCCCAGCGGUUCGGAUAAUCGGAACCUAGAAACGAAUCGUCACGAUUAUCACGAAGAUCUGUCCGGCGACGCUGAAUCGUACAAUGACGGUGAGGAAGACGACGACGACGACGAUGGUGAGGAGUACAGUGACGAGGAGGCGGAGAAUCAGGUGGUGCCGUGGUCUGAAGAUCCGUCGAAGCUACAGCCUCCGGAGGUUUGCUCGUCUUCUUCUGUCGGCGGCGGUGGCGGCGGAGGGUUUUCGGCGAAGAGGAAUUUCGGUCUUUUCAACUCCGAUGUAUGAACUUUUCUUCGUUUUUUUUGGCUGAAUUGUUGAAAUCAACGGCUAUGAUUAAAUCGAUCAUGAUCAGAGAGAUCAGGGCCGUUGAUGAGAGAGUGUGUGUAUAUAUAUGUUGUGAUCUCUAAUGAUACGUGGAUUUAUCUAAUGUAAAUAUUUGUUACUAACUUACUGUAUACUGAAAUGCUAUUGGACUCAAAUGACAACUCAUA
Messenger RNA from Tarenaya hassleriana, 965 nucleotides. Its product is annotated as zinc finger protein CONSTANS-LIKE 9-like. The record is from RefSeq and is a predicted model, not a curated record. Gene Ontology annotation, molecular function: zinc ion binding. The transcript has a single exon. NCBI's taxonomy places the organism in Eukaryota, Viridiplantae, Streptophyta, Magnoliopsida, Brassicales, Cleomaceae. Bases 172 to 759 code for a protein of 195 amino acids.